Pogoniulus pusillus (Red-fronted tinkerbird) is the source of this 5201-nucleotide messenger RNA. It is a transcript of the gene SEMA5A, whose product is annotated as semaphorin 5A. Gene Ontology annotation, molecular function: semaphorin receptor binding; chemorepellent activity. Gene Ontology annotation, biological process: neural crest cell migration; positive regulation of cell migration; axon guidance. The record is from RefSeq and is a predicted model, not a curated record. Bases 349 to 3579 code for a protein of 1076 amino acids. NCBI's taxonomy places the organism in Eukaryota, Metazoa, Chordata, Aves, Piciformes, Lybiidae. The transcript has 24 exons.
CUCCUGCCAGCACCACCUUUUUGUCCUAGCUGCUCUUUGUUUGGCCAUCCUUCCAUGAGAGCUGCUGAGUCUAGUCUGGGUGAUUUCCAAAGUGUGGAGGGGCAGGGAACACUCAAACCAUCACAGAGGGUGACAAAGCACUGGAACAGGCUGCCCAGGGGCAUUGUGGACUCUCCCUCUCUGGAGGAGGCCACAAGUUGGACUUGGGACCCCACUGUGCUCAGCUCUGCACAUACCCUGAACAAAGGCAGUAGAUGAUCGCAGAGGGAUGGUGGCUAAAAGGUGCUUUUCCCACAUGAGUGCAAGAAGAGCAGCCAGUUGAAAGAAGUGACUGCAGUGGAGGACAGCAUGACCAGCAUGAAACGAAGCUGCCUCCUUACGCUGCUGUUGGCAGGGCUUGGGGCGUUAGGAAUACUCGAGCCAACGACAAAAGAUAUCCAGUGCCACAGAGCUGAGCAUCCAGUCAUUGAGUACAAAGAAAUUGCCCCUUGGUUGCAUGUAUUCAGAGCAGAGAAUGCUGUGGACUUCUCACAGUUAACGUUUGACCCAGGACAAAAAGAGCUUAUUGCUGGAGCAAGAAACUACCUCUUCAGGUUGCAGCUUGAGGAUCUUUCUCUGAUACAGGCGGUGGAGUGGCAGUGUGAUGAAGCAACUAAAAGAGCCUGUUACAGUAAAGGCAAAUCAAAGGAGGAGUGCCAGAACUACAUCCGAGUGCUUCUUGUUGGAGGCAACCAUCUCUUCACCUGCGGAACCAACGCCUUCACCCCAAUCUGCACCAACCGCACGUUAAGUAAUUUGACAGAGAUACAUGAUCAGAUCAGUGGCAUGGCUCGUUGUCCUUACAGCCCUCAGCACAACUCCACUGCUCUUCUCACUUCCAGUGGGGAAUUGUAUGCUGCUACAGCCAUGGAUUUUCCAGGCAGGGAUCCAGCUAUUUAUCGCAGUCUGGGGACUCUUCCUCCUCUCCGCACUGCCCAGUACAACUCCAAGUGGCUGAAUGAGCCAAAUUUUGUGUCCUCUUACGACAUUGGGAACUUCACCUACUUCUUCUUCCGGGAGCACGCGGUGGAGCACGACUGCGGGCAGGCGGUGUUCUCGCGCGCCGCUCGCCUCUGCAAGAACGACAUCGGCGGCAAGUUCCUGCUGGAGGACACUUGGACCACCUUCAUGAAAGCGCGCCUCAACUGCUCCCGCCCCGGAGACAUUCCCUUCUACUAUAACGAGCUCCAGAGCACUUUCUUCCUGCCAGAGCUGGACUUGAUCUAUGGGAUUUUUACCACUAACGUGAACAGCAUAGCAGCCUCAGCAGUCUGUGUUUUCAACCUGAGUGCCAUCACUCAGGCCUUUAAUGGACCCUUCAAAUACCAGGAAAACUCUCGCUCGACCUGGCUGCCAUAUCCCAACCCUAACCCUAAUUUUCAGUGUGGCACCAUGGACCAGGGCUUGUAUGCAAAUAUGACAGAGAGAAACCUUCAGGAUGCUCAGAGAUUCUUCUUGAUGCAUGAAGUGGUUCAGCCAGUCGUUCCGGUUCCUUACUUCAUGGAAGACAACAGCCGCUUUUCCCACGUGGUGGUGGAUGUCGUGCAGGGCAAGGACAUGCUGUUCCAUAUCAUCUAUCUUGCCACAGACUAUGGCACUAUUAAGAAAGUGCUUGCCCCCAUGAACCAGACUUCAAGCAGCUGCCUGCUCGAGGAAAUUGAGCUCCUGCCGAGAAGUCAGCGAGAGCCCAUUAGAAGCCUUCAGAUCCUGCACAGUCAAAGUGUCCUUUUUGUGGGCCUUCAGGAACAUGUGAUUAAAGUCCCCCUGAAGAGAUGUCUCUUUUACAAAACAUACAGUGCAUGCAUUGGUUCUCAAGACCCUUAUUGUGGCUGGGACAUGGUGAUGAAGAAGUGCACAGUGCUGGAAGAAAGUCUGAGCAUGAGUCAAUGGGAGCAAAGCAUUACUGUGUGUCCAAUGAGGAAUCUGACUGUGGAUGGGCACUUUGGAAGGUGGUCACAGUGGAAACCUUGUACCCACACUGAUGGUGCCAGCGUUGGCUCUUGCCUCUGCAGGACACGUGUGUGUGACAGUCCUGCUCCUCAGUGUGGAGGUUGGCUGUGUGAAGGACCAACCAUGGAGAUUGCCAAUUGUUCCAGAAAUGGAGGCUGGACACCUUGGACUCCUUGGUCACCUUGUAGCACCACUUGUGGAAUAGGCUUUCAAGUUCGUCAGCGUUCCUGCAGCAAUCCCACUCCUCGACAUGGAGGCCGCGUCUGUGUGGGGCAGAACCGUGAGGAGAGGUACUGCAAUGAGCAGUUGUUGUGCCCCCCUCAUGUGUUUUGGACAGGAUGGGGUCCGUGGGAGCGCUGCACUGCUCAGUGCGGAGGAGGGAUCCAGGCACGACGGAGGACAUGUGAAAAUGGUCCUGACUGUCCUGGCUGCAGUGUGGAGUAUCAGCCUUGUAACACCAAUACCUGCCCAGAGUUAAAAAAGACAACUCCUUGGACACCUUGGACCCCAGUCAAUAUUUCAGACAACGGUGGCCACUACGAGCAGCGGUUCCGCUAUACCUGCAAAGCGCGUUUGCCUGACCCCAACUUGUUGGAGGUGGGAAGGCAGAGGAUUGAAAUGCGUUACUGUUCCAGUGAUGGCACCAGUGGAUGCUCAACAGAUGGGUUGUCAGGGGAUUUCUUGCGCUCCGGGCGGUACUCUGCUCACACCAUCAAUGGUGCUUGGUCAGCCUGGUCUCCGUGGUCUCAGUGCAGUCGGGACUGCAGCAGAGGUAUUCGGAGUCGCAAACGUGUCUGCAGCAACCCCGAGCCCAAGUAUGGAGGACUUCCUUGCCUCGGCCCAGCUCUGGAGUACCAGGAGUGCAACAUUCUGCCUUGUCCAGUGGAUGGAGGCUGGUCUUGUUGGUCAUCCUGGUCAAAGUGCUCAGCAACUUGUGGAGGAGGGCAUUACAUGAGAACUCGUUCCUGCACAAACCCAGCACCAGCUUAUGGAGGAGAUAUCUGCCUCGGACUGCACACUGAAGAAGCGCUCUGCAACACACAGCCCUGCCCAGACAGCUGGUCCGAGUGGUCCGAGUGGUCCGACUGCGACUCAUCUGGCUUCCAGUUCCGCGUCCGCCAGUGCAUCGUUUUGUUCCCCGUGGGCAAUCAGUGCAGAGGCAAUACCACAGAGAGCAGAGCCUGUGCUUUGGACUCCAACUUUAUACCAGAAGUAUCAGUGGCACGAUCCAGCAGCAUAGAAGAAAAAAGAUGUGGCGAGUUCAACGUGUUUCACAUGAUGGCAGUGGGAUUAAGUAGCUCUAUCCUUGGCUGCCUGCUCACCCUGCUUGUUUACACUUACUGCCAACGCUAUCAGCAGCAGUCCCACGAUGCCACUGUCAUCCAUCCAGUGUCACCAGCUCCUCUGAACACCAGCAUUACCAACCAGAUCAACAAGCUGGACAAGUAUGAUUCUGUAGAAGCCAUCAAGGCAUUUAACAAAAACAACCUGAUUCUGGAGGAGAGAAACAAAUACUUCAAUCCACAUCUCACUGCAAAGACUUAUUCCAAUACCUAUUUCACAGACUUCAACAAUUAUGAUGAGUACUAAUGGGCUUCUGCAUUUUCUGGCCUCCUGUAACUCCCCAGUCCCCAAGGCUUGUACUGCUUGACUGCUCAUGUGUUUGAGGCUUCAGAGAUGAAGUUCAGAGACAUUCCAAGCACAAUCUAAGCCAUCAGUGUCCCAUUGCUGCCAAAAGCUCCAAACUCCUGUUUGUGAUAUGAUGUUUUCUUUGCAGAGUGCAAGGUUAGCCUUCGGUGUCCGGUGCGGCUACAGCCCCUUGGUGUUGCUGGACCACUCGUGAGGACUGAAUUGCUUCACCUCCUUUCAUAAACUUCCACUUAGAUUUCUCUAACAGGUGACAAUUUCUGAGCUUUAAAACAAACAAAACACCCAACAACAGCAAAAGCUGCCCCUUGAAACUGUGCCAGGAGUAUAAAUUUUAGGCAUUGUCUUCUGUUUGCCAUGAGGUUUGAAAAGGGGAGCUCUGCUCUUAGCCGUGAAGCCCUCACUGCAGCCUCCUCAAGUUCAGACCACCAAAAAGAGCUUGCUGGAAACAAGAAGAAGAAUCAAAACCAUGGUGGUUUAGCUACGCUCUGCAGUACCUCUGGGUUCUGUAAGGCUGGUCUGCCCAGGCUGUAAAUCACUCCAGCUUCAGUUCAGCUGUUCAAAGUGCGGAGACAUAAGGCUGUAGCGAGGGACAAUGAAACCAGAAAGCCACAGAGUUCAUCAUUGCCAGUUCCAAGACAAGCCCAGGCACAUGAAGGCUUCACCUAGUUCAGUUUAAUUUUUGGCAGAGGGCUUGCUCAUAGAAGGGCAGAUAGGGGAGGCCCACUGGAAGGUUGUUCUGUGUGUUGUCAGGGCACCAGCCUGGCUGCAGCCUACAGGUUUGCAUGAGUCGUGGCAUCUCACAGGCUUUCCCUCUGGUGCAUGCAGGUGGGAACCCCCUCGUUUCUGCUGUAGCACUCAUCAUCAGGCUUGGCAGAUAGGGGAGGCCCACUGGAAGGUUGUUCUGUGUGUUGUCAGGGCACCAGCCUGGCUGCAGCACACAGGUUUGCAUGAGUCGUGGCAUCUCACAGGCUUUCCCUCUGGUGCAUGCAGGUGGGAACCCCCUCGUUUCUGCUGUAGCACUCAUCAUCAGGCUUGGCACAGAAGGGGUAUGACUGCACCACGUUCUGAGUGUUGUCUCAGGCUCUCAGGGGUAUGUAGGCAUAAUCACAGAGCUGCUUUUCUCUUUCUGGCUUUUACUUCAUAUGCAGGAGUCUUGACAAACAAAUGUGGCUCAGAAAAUGCAGCUGCAUUUGCAAAGCGUCGUCUCAUUGUGCUGCUGUGCCUGACUCAUGCUAGUCAGCCCCUAGAGGAGAAUGGUUAUGGUGUUUUAAGUGAUUUUCUUGCUGAACUUCAUUAAUGUAAAUAUUUAAACUACUGUUUGAGUUUUCAGUCUCCAGCAGGAGAGGGAACACAAGGAGUUUUUGUACCAUUUGGCUUUGUUCUGUCUGUCUGCACUCUCAUUCGUGGCAUUGCUGGGGUUUUUGACUGAAACUCCAAGAUGGGUAACUAAAAAGGAAAGGGCAGGGAUUGGUGACAGAUUUUCCAGAGUCCUUAGUGGCAGGGGGGUUUAACUCUCAGAAUCUUGUGUGAACUAAUUAAAUGUGAAUAUUAGGGAUUCAAAA